AUGUUUAACCCCGCACGCAGUGUACAGUACGGCGGACAUCGCUACGUUACAGGAGCACUGUCUAAAACCGGAGGCGGCACCGAGUGGGCGCCAGCUCCUGGCUGCCACUCCAGAGAAAUGGAAGAUAAUCAGCGGUCUGGCGGAGGGAAGAAUAGUCGGCCGGCGAAUGCCGAAUUUCUUAAAGGUGUCUUGGAUCCCAAAAAGCGGCUGCAACUUUACCGGACUAUUCAGGCGCAAUUGGAGGGAGAAAUGGUGCUACAACUUCGUAGUGGGACAAUGUUCGCGUGUACAGGCAAAACACAAGCGCGAUCAAGGAAGACAUACUGUUAG
Molecule: messenger RNA, 330 nt
Organism: Peronospora matthiolae
Lineage: Eukaryota; Oomycota; Peronosporomycetes; Peronosporales; Peronosporaceae
Source: the annotation of a GenBank genome assembly